AGAAGCGGAAGUGACGUUAUUCUUUGUUUCCGGGCGACGGGGCUCGAGGCCUGUCCGCGUGUCUAAGAAACGGCCGAAGGGCGGCUUCUGGCUUUUUCUCUUCCUCCUUUUUGCCGGUUCUUUUACGGUUAUGGCGGUCCGGGCCAGCUUCGAGAAUAACAACGAGAUCGGCUGCUUCGCUAAACUGACCAACACCUACUGCCUGGUGGCCAUCGGAGGCUCGGAGGGCUUCUACAGUGUAUUUGAAGGGGAGCUUGCUGAUACCAUCCCUGUAGUCCACGCUUCAAUUGCUGGAUGUCGGAUCAUUGGCAGAAUGUGUGUGGGAAACAGGCAUGGGUUGUUAGUCCCAAAUAAUACCACGGACCAGGAGCUUCAGCACAUCCGAAAUAGCCUUCCAGACUCAGUUCGAAUCCAGCGAGUGGAAGAGCGCCUGUCUGCCUUGGGCAAUGUCACUACGUGCAAUGACUAUGUAGCACUUGUCCAUCCAGACAUCGACAGAGAGACAGAAGAGAUUUUAGCAGAUGUACUGAAAGUGGAAGUCUUUAGGCAGACUGUAGCAGACCAGGUGCUGGUGGGAAGUUACUGUGCUUUCAGCAAUCAGGGAGGACUGGUGCACCCCAAGACUUCCAUUGAAGACCAGGAUGAGCUCUCCUCAUUGCUACAAGUCCCGCUUGUGGCUGGGACAGUUAACCGUGGCAGUGAAGUAAUUGCAGCUGGAAUGGUUGUGAAUGACUGGUGUGCCUUCUGUGGCCUGGAUACAACCAGCACAGAGUUAUCUGUUAUUGAGAGUGUCUUCAAACUCAAUGAAUCACAGCCAAGUACCAUUGCUACUACGAUGAGAGAUUCUUUGGUUGACAGCUUGACAUGAUGGGCUUUCUGGCCACCACAGAAGCUCUGAAGGAAUGAAAGGCCAGAUUAUGACCUUUACUGCACACUGAGCUCUGUUUAUUACUGAUGCAGACCUGGACCAGGCAGGCUAUUCCACCAUCAACUUUAAAAAACUGUACAAUGUUAUAAACAACACUGAAUGAAA
This is a messenger RNA of Rhineura floridana, 1033 nucleotides long. RefSeq names its product eukaryotic translation initiation factor 6 (gene EIF6). The coding region runs from base 131 to 868 and encodes 245 amino acids. NCBI's taxonomy places the organism in Eukaryota, Metazoa, Chordata, Lepidosauria, Squamata, Rhineuridae. Gene Ontology annotation, molecular function: ribosomal large subunit binding. The record is from RefSeq and is a predicted model, not a curated record. Gene Ontology annotation, cellular component: preribosome, large subunit precursor; nucleolus; cytosol. Gene Ontology annotation, biological process: maturation of LSU-rRNA; maturation of 5.8S rRNA; cytosolic ribosome assembly. The transcript is spliced from 6 exons.